Molecule: messenger RNA, 8538 nt
Organism: Carlito syrichta (Philippine tarsier)
Lineage: Eukaryota; Metazoa; Chordata; Mammalia; Primates; Tarsiidae
Gene: GAPVD1
Product: GTPase activating protein and VPS9 domains 1
Exons: 27
Coding region: 200-4660 (1486 amino acids)
Biological process (GO): vesicle-mediated transport; regulation of GTPase activity
Cellular component (GO): cytosol; endocytic vesicle
Molecular function (GO): small GTPase binding; guanyl-nucleotide exchange factor activity
Source: RefSeq, a predicted model, not a curated record
GCGCUGGCGUGGCGGCAGCGCCGCUGCAGGACGCAGGGAAGCCAAGUAGCGAGUGGCGAAGGUGGCGGCGGUGGCAGCAGUGGCAGUUCGCGGUGAGGGCGACGGCUCCGGCACCGAGUGGCGGUCCGGCCGAGUCCUCGGUGUCCUCCUCCGCAUGAGCCCCUUGUGAUCAGCUUUUGUACCCUUUUCACCUUUGAAGAUGGUGAAGCUAGAUAUUCAUACUCUAGCUCAUCACCUCAAGCAGGAACGCUUAUAUGUAAACUCUGAGAAACAACUCAUUCAGAGGCUCAAUGCAGAUGUACUUAAGACAGCUGAAAAGUUGUAUCGAACAGCAUGGAUUGCAAAGCAACAGAGAAUCAAUUUGGAUCGGCUUAUCAUAACCAGUGCUGAAGCAUCCCCUGCUGAAUGUUGUCAACAUGCCAAAAUUUUGGAAGAUACACAGUUUGUUGAUGGAUAUAAGCAGUUGGGAUUUCAGGAGACUGCUUACGGAGAAUUCUUGAGUCGAUUAAGGGAAAAUCCUCGUCUUAUUGCCUCCUCUUUGGUUGCUGGAGAGAAACUUAAUCAGGAGAACACACAAAGUGUUAUUUACACAGUUUUUACCUCCUUGUAUGGCAACUGCAUUAUGCAAGAGGAUGAAAGCUACCUCCUUCAGGUUUUGCGAUACUUGAUUGAAUUUGAACUUAAAGAAAGUGACAACCCCAGGCGGCUUUUGAGGAGAGGAACUUGUGCCUUCAGUAUCUUAUUUAAGCUUUUUUCUGAAGGACUGUUUUCUGCCAAACUUUUCCUGACAGCUACUUUACAUGAGCCAAUCAUGCAACUGCUUGUUGAAGAUGAAGAUCACCUGGAAACAGAUCCAAACAAGCUAAUUGAGAGGUUCUCCCCAUCUCAGCAGGAAAAACUCUUUGGGGAGAAGGGCUCAGAUAGAUUCAGGCAAAAAGUUCAGGAGAUGGUGGAGUCCAAUGAAGCCAAACUGGUGGCUUUGGUGAAUAAAUUUAUUGGUUAUCUCAAACAGAACACAUACUGCUUUCCACAUAGUUUGAGGUGGAUUGUGUCUCAGAUGUACAAAACCCUCUCCUGUGUAGAUAGACUGGAAGUCGGGGAAGUCAGGGCGAUGUGUACUGAUCUCCUGUUGGCCUGCUUCAUUUGUCCAGCAGUUGUUAAUCCCGAACAGUAUGGAAUAAUUUCUGACGCUCCUAUUAAUGAGGUGGCGCGAUUUAAUCUGAUGCAGGUUGGCCGCCUUUUGCAGCAGUUAGCAAUGACUGGAUCUGAAGAGGGAGAUCCCCGAACAAAAAGUAGCCUUGGAAAAUUUGAUAAAAGUUGUGUUGCUGCUUUCCUUGAUGUUGUGAUUGGCGGCCGUGCAGUGGAGACCCCACCAAUGUCAUCUGUUAAUCUUCUGGAAGGGUUGAGCAGAACUGUGGUUUAUAUAACCUAUAGUCAGCUUAUUACUCUGGUGAAUUUUAUGAAGAGUGUGAUGUCUGGAGAUCAACUGAGAGAAGAUAGAAUGGCACUUGACAAUUUAUUGGCAAACCUACCCCAGGCAAAGCCAGGGAAAAGCAGCAGUUUAGAAAUGACUCCCUAUAGUACUCCUCAGCUGUCUCCAGCAACUACUCCAGCAAAUAAAAAGAAUCGAUUACCUAUAGGACAACAGUUAGCAGCCAUCACUGCUUGGGAUUCCUCAACCACCAAUCUUACUGCUCAUAUUACACUAGUAACCCCAUUUGCAACUCGGAGCAGAAGCCGUACCAAUAUGCUAAUGGACCUACAUAUGGACCAUGAAGGAUCAUCUCAAGAAACCAUCCAGGAGGUACAACCAGAAGAGGUGUUGGUCAUUUCCUUAGGGACCGGUCCUCAGCUUACUCCAGGGAUGAUGUCAGAAAAUGAGGUCCUAAACAUGCAACUUUCGGAUGGAGGACAAGGAGAUGUCUCUGUUGAUGAAAACAAACUCCACGGUAAACCUGAUAAAACCUUGCGCUUUUCCCUCUGCAGUGAUAAUCUGGAAGGAAUAUCUGAAGGUCCUUCAAAUCGCUCCAAUUCAGUGUCUUCUUUAGACCUGGAAGGAGAGUUGGUAUCAGAACUUGGAGCAGGACCUUCUGGGAGUAAUGGAGUUGAAGCUCUACAGCUGUUAGAACAUGAGCAAGCUACAACACAAGAUAACCUUGAUGAUAAACUUAGGAAAUUUGAAAUUCGUGACAUGAUGGGACUAACAGAUGAUAGGGACAUAUCAGAAACAGUAAGUGAGACCUGGAGUACAGAUGUCUUGGGAAGUGACUUUGACCCUAACAUCGAUGAAGAUCGCUUGCAAGAAAUUGCAGGUGCAGCAGCAGAGAACAUGUUAGGCAGUUUGCUGUGCCUCCCAGGUUCAGGGUCAGUGCUCCUUGACCCCUGCACUGGUUCUACCAUAUCAGAGACAACUAGUGAAGCUUGGAGUGUAGAGGUAUUGCCAAGUGACUCAGAGGCCCCAGACCUAAAGCAGGAGGAGCGUCUGCAAGAAUUGGAGAGCUGUUCUGGACUGGGUAGCACAUCUGAUGAUACGGAUGUCAGGGAGGUCAGUUCCCGCCCCAGCACACCAGGCCUCAGUGUUGUGUCGGGCAUAAGUGCUACCUCUGAGGAUAUUCCCAAUAAGAUUGAAGACCUGAGAUCUGAGUGCAGCUCUGAUUUUGGGGGUAAAGAUUCUGUUACUAGUCCAGACAUGGAUGAAAUAACUCAUGGUGCCCAGCAGCUGACCUCUCCUCCUUCUCAGUCAGAGUCUUUGCUGGCCAUGUUUGAUCCACUGUCUUCACAUGAAGGGCCCUCUGCUGUGGUAAGGCCUAAGGUUCAUUAUGCUAGGCCAUCACACCCACCACCAGAUCCCCCAAUACUAGAAGGAGCUGUGGGAGGAAAUGAGGCCAGAUUGCCAAACUUUGGUUCCCAUAUUUUAACUCCAGCUGAAAUGGAGGCAUUCAAGCAAAGGCAUUCUUACCCGGAGAGGCUAGUUCGAAGCAGGAGCUCUGAUAUAGUAUCUUCUGUCCGGCGACCCAUGAGUGACCCCAGCUGGAACCGACGUCCAGGAAAUGAAGAGCGAGAACUUGUUCCGGUCGCGGCCACUGGUGCUACUUCUUUGGUGGCUGCACCUCACUCAUCAUCUUCGUCCCCGAGUAAGGACUCCUCAAGAGGCGAGACUGAAGAGCGCAAAGAUAGCGAUGAUGAGAAAUCAGACAGGAACAGACCUUGGUGGAGAAAACGUUUUGUUUCAGCCAUGCCUAAAGCUCCUAUACCAUUUAGAAAGAAAGAAAAACAAGAAAAAGACAGAGAUGAUCUGGGGCCUGACAGAUUCUCAACACUCACAGAUGAUCCCAGCCCUAGACUCAGUGUGCAAGCUCAGGUUGCUGAGGAUAUUCUGGACAAAUACAGGAAUGCCAUUAAACGGACCAGCCCCAGUGAUGGAGCAAUGGCAAACUAUGAAAGUACAGAGGUUAUGGGUGAUGAAAGUGCACAUGAUUCUCCUCGAGAUGAAACGCUGCAGAACAUCUCGGCUGAUGAUCUCCCAGACUCUGCGAGCCAAGCUGCUCACCCUCAGGAUUCAGCUUUUUCAUAUAGAGAUGCAAAGAAGAAACUGAGGCUUGCUCUUUGCUCUGCGGAUUCUGUUGCCUUUCCCGUGCUAAGCCAUUCAACAAGAAAUGGUUUACCAGACCAUACAGACCCAGAAGACAAUGAAAUUGUAUGCUUCUUAAAAGUUCAAAUAGCUGAAGCAAUUAAUUUACAAGAUAAGAAUUUAAUGGCUCAACUUCAAGAAACAAUGCGUUGUGUGUGCCGUUUUGAUAAUAGGACUUGUAGAAAACUGUUGGCGUCUAUUGCUGAGGACUAUAGGAAAAGAGCCCCAUAUAUUGCUUAUCUCACUCGUUGUCGACAAGGACUACAGACCACACAGGCUCACCUGGAAAGGCUAUUGCAAAGGGUUUUACGGGACAAAGAGGUAGCCAAUCGAUACUUCACCACUGUCUGUGUGAGGUUACUGCUUGAGAGCAAAGAAAAGAAGAUCAGGGAAUUCAUUCAAGACUUUCAGAAACUCACAGCAGCUGAUGAUAAAACCGCUCAGGUAGAAGAUUUUCUACAGUUCCUUUAUGGCGCAAUGGCCCAGGACGUCAUAUGGCAAAACGCAAGUGAAGAGCAGCUUCAGGAUGCGCAGCUGGCCAUUGAGCGCAGUGUGAUGAACCGAAUUUUCAAGCUCGCUUUCUACCCUAAUCAAGAUGGGGACAUACUUCGUGACCAGGUUCUUCAUGAACAUAUCCAGAGAUUGUCUAAAGUAGUGACUGCAAAUCACAGAGCUCUUCAGAUACCAGAGGUUUAUCUUCGGGAGGCGCCAUGGCCAUCUGCACAAUCAGAAAUCAGAACAAUAAGUGCUUACAAAACCCCCCGGGACAAAGUGCAGUGCAUCCUGAGAAUGUGCUCUACGAUUAUGAACCUCUUGAGCCUGGCCAAUGAGGACUCUGUCCCUGGAGCAGAUGACUUUGUUCCCGUGUUGGUGUUUGUGUUAAUAAAGGCAAAUCCACCUUGUUUGUUGUCCACUGUUCAGUAUAUCAGUAGCUUUUAUGCCAACUGCCUGUCUGGUGAGGAGUCCUAUUGGUGGAUGCAGUUCACAGCAGCCGUGGAAUUCAUCAAAACCAUCGAUGACCGAAAGUGAUCAAGACCAAGGCCCACCAAAGCAGCAGACUGUUAGUCAGGCAAACAGAUCUCUAAGAAAGUGUACCAGCUGCUUUGAAGGCUGAAGAUUGUUUUUGUAUAAUAAUGUACAGCAUUCAGACAUUUUAAAACAGAUCUUUACUAAACAGAGUAAUGAGCUAACAAGCAGGUUCUCUUUUCAUUGGGCUCUUUCCUUUCUGAGUUGCAUAUUUUAUUUUAUUGUUCCCAAGUAGAGAUUAGCACUGCAAAAAGGGACCAUGUUUUUCAGGUAUUUUUAAAUGUUAAAAAACAGAACAAAUCUCUUAGAAAAUUUCUAGAUCUCCAUUCAUGGGUACCCAUUCUUUCUUUUUAUUUUCAAAAAACAGUACCCCUCUUUUAAGAUGCUGUCUUUAUACGCAUCUAAUGGAAGGAAAAUGCAAGUUGCACUGAGGAUUAUAAUAGUGGUGCAUUAGUGGCAUUAUCUAUAAAUACACUCACCUCAAUCAGAAAACUAAGAAGGAAAUGUAAAUAUCAUAUAUAUUUAUAUUUGAUGUAAUAUGGACAUCUUCAGAUUCUAAUAAUAAACAAGGACUAUUACUGAUAGUAGGCUGUGACACACCCUCUUGUGAAAUGGUUUCCUUGACAAAAUUUAAGCUGAGCUUAAAAGCAAAAAACAAAAAAUACACAGAAAUAUUUAUUAAAGUAUAAUACAGUUUAUUGAACUUUCUAGGUGUGGCAUUUGAUGCACAGGGCUGCCUUUGAUGAGGAGUAUGAAAGUCACUAAGUCACUUAUACACUUUUCACCAUGGAAGUUUGUGAGCCUGUAUGUAGGAGAUAGACUCUAAUUACUCUAUGUUAAUUACAUAAAAAGGAACAGUAGAUAUCUAAUACCUUAUGGUGGUACUUCUCAUCUGAAAUACUAAAUAUACUGUAGAAACCCCAGACAGAGCUCCUUACAAAUCUUUAAUUGUAAUAUAUUUUUGAUGAUUAUUCACAUUGAAUGCACAGACCAGGAAUUCAGUGAAUGUCAUUUUUUUAAAAACUAAUUUGUAUUGUCUGCUCUAGUGAUACAAGUUUUACUAGUGAUAAACUAUUUUAAUCAAACAUACUAUUCUUAUGGAAAAAAAAUCUAUUUUGGCAGGUUUCUGUGCCUUUUUUUCUCUCUUCUGAAAACAAGUCUGUGUUUUAGUAGUUUGGUUUUCGUUGUAUAUCAAUAAUUAAUCAGGAAAGGGUUUUGGUGCCUGAGAAAACUGACCAACAAGGCACAUAAAGCUUCAAGCACAAGUCUUGUACAUAGGCCAUCACUGACUGGUUUUACUUUGUAUGUUUUCUAAAUAUGUUUUGUUUCUUUUAUAACAAACUCAGUCCCAUACUUGGAGUCCCUUGUUGUUGGCAGCCUUUCCAGGCAUUUCUUAAGAGGACUGUGACAGACAGUCUUGUGCAGAUACUUACAAAGGCUAUCUACUCCCAGUCUCUAAGAUCUCCAUGUUUCAUAAUGCCUGAAGAAGCUACAUUUUCUUUAUGCCCACCUCUUCAUUCAUUUACUUUAAAAUACCAGAAUUGCAUAGGAGUGUGGGUUGUGGUUCCUCGCUUCUAGGGAAGGUUCAAAAUUAAACUAGUACACAAAAUGUCCUUUUGAAUGUUAGGUCAAGAAAUCCAUGAGAGAGUCAUGUGCUUCAUGGGCCGUAACUGUCAAACUUGCAUAGGUAUUAGAAAUCAAAUCCCUUCAUGAAUACAUUACAAGACAAACUGUGAUUUCUGCCACCUAGGUGGGAGUCCAUUUACUUCAGCAUUUAUUCAAUAAAUGUUAAGCAACAGAACACUUGGUAUAGUUGAAAUUCAUUGUUAUGGGAUUUAACUCGUAAAUCAAUGAAAUUUUUUUUUCCUCACAAUGGUUGCUAAAUCUCUUCCAUGUUACCACUGUGGAAAUAAAUAUGAAGAUGUGGAUAUUGCAUCAGAGAUCUUUUCUGUGGAAGAGAUGGUGGUGAAUUUGGGGUAAAGAGCUACACUAGCGGUAGGAGAUAGGGUUUUGUGGUGCUUGAGCCAGUGAUGAGGGUAGAACCCCAGAGAUUUGACCUCAGAGACACCUCUGAGACAGAUUUGGGUGCUCACGACUCAUGCUGGUAGAGACGAACAGCCUUGCUGUUGGAGGGGCAGCUAGGUUUCCCUCUCAUAUCCUGUCAGGAGCAAGGACUGCUUCAGCAUUAAUCAUCACUAGUGUGAUCUCUUGACAAGAUUUCUUAUAGUGUUGAUUCCUAGAUUUAGGAAUUAGUCACUGUCUGUAUAGCAGUGUUGGGUUGUGAGACGGAGUGAUUUGAUUGUGUUUUUUUUUCAGGAAAGAACAGUUCCUCAAAUGUUUCUUACAAUUCUGCCUUCAAUACUUGUUUUACAUGAAGGAUUAGUAUAAAAGUAUAAAAUCACCCCUUGGAAACAUUUAGUAGCCAACAAUUAUUACAUAAAAUUUACAAAGUUAAUCAACAUUAAAUGGAGAGAUAGUGGCUCAGCUUACUGAAAUCUUGUAGAAUUAACUUUUCUGAGGAAAAGAAAAAUCAGUUUGUAUUUUGUAUUAAUACUCUGUUUCUGGAAGUAUUAGAAAUACAGAUUGAUGAUUGUCUUUCCUUGUAAAAUUAUUAUUUUUAAACCUGGUUAAUGUUUUCUUUCUCCACUUUAGAUAAAAUCUCAGCCACAGUAAUUACUUUCUUCUGCUUUUUUUCUUUGUAAAAACCUGCUUAUGAAAGCCUUUUUAUACAGAUAAUUAAAUUGCUGUAGUAAGAGAAUUAGGCUUUCUGAGGAAUUGCAAAUAGAUGUGAUGCAUGGUUUUUCUUUUCCUGUUGUGUCCUGGAAGCCUUUGAAGUGGACUUUACAAAUAGUGUUACUUAGGUGCAUAAGCAGGAAACAGAGCCCAGCCCAACCAGUAAGGAGGCUGUGUUCUUGCCCUAAAAGUCUGUUGCUGACCGCAUGUGCCAAACUGGGGCACCAUUUUCCUAUUGCUGCCAUGGGAAUAUCAGUGUGGGCCAGGUAAAGGUCAGCUGGGAGUUAUAAAUGUGUGAGGGUUAGCAUUUUCUUUCUGAUGUGAUUGGGUGUGAAGAGGGAAAGUAGGAACACACUUGCUCAAAAUUAUUAGCAGAUUGCACAGACAUGGUAAAAAUGUAGUGGAGUUAGCUUCCUCAGUUAUUGCAUCCUAGACUUUCUCUUCCUGCCUCUACUACUUUGUUUCUUUAAAGAAAAGCCCAUGUUUUUCCUCUUUUUAAUUCUUUUAAGUCUAGUGAGUUUAUUCCAUUUGUAAUGGCUAUAAUUUUGGGUGAAAAAAAUCCAAAACAAUAUUCUUGAAGUUCAAAGGAUUUUGAGUAAUUGGAUUAACAGUGAUGAGAUAUUUGAGAUACUCAGAAUGUCAAAAUGCUUGAGAACUUUGCUAUUAAUACUUAAUAUAUUUUAGAAUGUCGGUUACCCAAGAAGUAGGAUGACCAGAAAUAGCUUUACUCUUGAGAAAACUUGGAGAAAUGAAGAUAUAGGUUGCUUCAGAGUUAAGGUUGUGGUUGAGCUGUGGAGCCACCAUGGAGAUGCUGUGUCCCACAGGCCUGAAAGAGAGAGAGAGAGAAAGUUAGUUUUCUCCCCCUAGGUCAUGGUAGAAUGUGUGGGCAGGAGCCAUACACCAUAAAAAUUCAUCUCUGUCAAUAUUCUGUCUUGUCUGCCACAUUCUUCUUGUGCUUCACCUGUAUUGAAAAGCUUUGUACUGCCUCUUCUCUUGAAACUGAUAAAAAAACUUUACAUAAGCCUCAAUGAAUGAGCUUGCACAAUCUUGUAUGUGUUCAGGAAACCUGUCCUGUCUCCUAAUGUGAUUAGUAAUGUAAAAUAUUUUGUAAAACUGAUUAAAAAGGGAGAGCAGUUUGAUUCACUGGG